CUCAUUGCACCGAAAUGUCAACAAUAUUUUGUGAAAUAUCAGUGAUUGAAGAGUAUUGAAAACUCCGAAAAUGAAGUCCUACUUAGUACUGAUUUGUAGCGUCCUUCUUGUUGGAGCAUUCUGCGCUGUAUUGGCUGCACCCGGCGGUAAUAUAAAUAACGAGCCACAGACGGAGACGGAGCCAGAGCCAGAGUCAGAGCCAGAGCCUGAGUUAACCUUCCCAGAUUAUAGCAUCAACCCUACAAGAGUUUUAAAACUAUUGGCCAAUUUUGAGGAUGAGUCCGUAAGCAUCAGCGAGUCAAAUAGCGAGUCAAACAGUGAUUCGUCGUCUAGUAGCAGAAGCGUUUCGUCAUCGGAAGAAAAUGAGGACGUAAAGCCUGAAGGACGUACCUUGUUCCUUAUACUACGUCUGCUGCAAUUGCUAUCCCAACAGAACUCUACCUCAUCGGGCUAAGCUAUGGUGCGUGUGCUUUACUGAAACUACUCGUAUUACAUUCGAAAACUUUGUUCGUUUUUCUUCCAAAUUAUUAUAUUGUACAGUUAUUCGAAAAAUUUUAGUUAAUAAAUUUAAUAUUGAAUUGCAUUUUAAA
This is a messenger RNA of Zeugodacus cucurbitae (melon fly), 590 nucleotides long. RefSeq names its product clumping factor B. The record is from RefSeq and is a predicted model, not a curated record. The transcript is spliced from 2 exons. Lineage: Eukaryota; Metazoa; Arthropoda; Insecta; Diptera; Tephritidae. Bases 71 to 454 code for a protein of 127 amino acids.